AUGUGGGUGCCCAGAGGCAGCAGGGGUGCCGGGCACAGAGGAAAGACCAGGGGUGAGGCGUGGCUCUGCGGGUCCCCAAGUCUCUGCCGCCGGAUCCGCUCCGGUUCACCCCCCUCCUCCGUCCUGCGCAUCCGGCCCCGGGCAGCUCCAGCCUCUGCGCAUCUGGCACCGGAUCCUACACGUCUAGCACGUGCGGGAGGGGGCGCGGUCUCCGGGCGGCCGGGACCCCCGCCUGCGGACGCAGAGACCCGCGCGGCCCACGGGGCUCGGGGAAUGAAGGCGGGGAGCCCGGGCAGCGGCACCGCGCACACCCGGGCGCCCGCAGAGCCGGGCGGGGAGGCGGCCCCGGACCCCGCGGCGAAGGGAAGCGUCCCAGCCUCCGGCUGCCGCCCGCGGGGUCUCCCGGAAGGGCGGCGGGGGGAGGGGCGCCCCGGAGCCUCCCCUCACCCGCCCGGCUGCGCGCGGUGGAGAAAGCAGAAACGAGCCGUGCCGCGGAGAGUCCCAGCGGAGCCGGGUUCUGGGAAGAGAAACUUGCGGGCGCGGCGGGGGCAUCGGAGGCGGGGACGCUCGGCAGGGGUUCCUCGCCGCCCCCCACCGGCGCCGCCCGCGCUCUCCGAAGCCGGCUCCCCCCUGCUCGCGGGGCGUCCGAAGGCUGGGCCAUUGGCCUCGCCCGGCCGCCACCGCUCAUCGGCUGCGGCAGCCCUGCCCCGCCCGGAGGGAGGGGCCGCCCGCGCCGCGCGGGGUCCGGUGGGGCCGGCCCGGGACCCAGAGGCCGCUGCCGCGCACCCGGAGCCUGCACCUCCGCGCCCUCCCGGGCCUUCUCAACCCUCCCGGGCCCCGCAGCGACCCCGGCCCACCUGGGCCCUCCGCUGGACGUCUCCGGGUCCCCCGCGUGGUGCCUCCCAGGGUCCCGGACCCGCAGCGCGGCCCCCGGUCCCCCCGCCCACCCCUCCUAGCUCGCGCAGGGUUCCCCGAGCCUCUCCGGGUCCCGGACCCCCUCCCCCAGGUCCCCAGAGCGGCCCUGGGCAGGUCCCCUCGAGCCCCGCGGGCAUGCUCCGGCUCCUGGCGCUGCUGUUCCCGCUGCUGCCGCCGCCCGCGCGCGCCCGGGAGCCCUCCGCGCACGACGUGAGCCUGGGAGUGGACUGGCUGACCCGCUAUGGCUAUCUGCCACCACCCCACCCUGCCCAAGCCCAGCUGCAGAGCCCUGAAAAGCUGAGGGAUGCUAUCAAGGUCAUGCAGAGGUUUGCCGGGCUGCCUGAGACAGGCCUCCUGGACCAAGUGACGAUGGCCACCAUGCAGAGGCCCCGCUGCUCCCUGCCCGAUGUGCUGGGGGCGGCAGAGCUGGUCAGGCGCCGCCGCCGCCGCCGGUAUGCUCUGAGUGGCAGCAUGUGGAAGAAGCGAACCCUGACGUGGAGGGUACGCUCCUUCCCCCAGAGCUCAGCACUGACCCAGGAGACGGUGCGGACCCUCAUGCACCAUGCCCUGACCACCUGGGGCAUUGAGUCAGGCCUCAAAUUCCAGGAGCUGGUUUCUCAGGACCCAACAGAGCCCGACAUCCUCAUCGACUUUGCCCGGGCAUACCACCAGGACAGUUACCCCUUCGACGGGCAGGGAGGUACCCUAGCCCAUGCCUUCUUCCCCGGGGAACACCCCAUCUCUGGGGACACUCACUUUGAUGACGAGGAGACAUGGACUUAUGGGUCAAAAGAUGGUGAGGGGACUGACCUGUUUGCUGUGGCUGUCCAUGAGUUUGGCCAUGCCCUGGGCCUGGGCCACUCCUCGGCACCCAACUCAAUUAUGAGGCCCUUUUACCAGGGCCCGGUGGGCGACCCCCACAAGUACCGCCUGUCCCAGGAUGACCGCGAAGGCCUGCAGCAGCUCUACGGGAAGGUGCCCCAAACCCCAUAUGAUGAGCCCACAAGGAAACCCCUGGCUCCUCCUCCCCCGCCCCCUGCCCUGCCCCCGGACAGCCCCUCUCUUCCCAUCCCUGACCGAUGUGAUGGCAAUUUUGACGCUAUCGCUAACAUCCGUGGUGAAAUCUUCUUCUUCAAAGGCCCCUGGUUCUGGCGCCUGCAGCCCUCGGGACAGCUGGUGUCCCCCCGGCCCGCCCGGCUCCACCGCUUCUGGGAGGGGCUGCCCGCCCAGGUCAAGGUCAUCCAGGCCGCCUACGCCCGGCACCCGGACGGCCGCAUCCUCCUCUUCAGCGGCCCCCAGUUCUGGGUGUUCCAGGACCGGCAGCUGGAGGGCGCCCCGCGGCCGCUCACGGAGCUGGGGCUGCCGGCGGGAGAGGAGGUGGACGCCGUGUUCUCGUGGCCGCUGAACGGGAAGACCUACCUGAUCCGGGGCCAGCGCUACUGGCGCUAUGACGAGGCGGGGGCGCGCCCGGACCCCGGCUACCCCCGCGACCUGAGUCUUUGGGAAGGGGCGCCUCACGCCCCGGACGAUGUCACCGUCAGCAACACAGGUGACACCUACUUCUUCAAGGGCGCCCACUACUGGCGCUUCCCCAAGGGCAGCGUCAAGGCCGAGCCCGAGGCCCCCCAACCCAUGGGCCCCAAGUGGCUGGACUGCCCGGCCCACAGCGCUGGCCCACGCUCCCCCAGGCCCCCUAAAGCGACCCUGGAACCCGGGACCUGCGAUUGUUCGUGCGAGAUCAAUCACGCCUCAGGGCGGCCGUCGCUGUCCUUCCUGCUGUCCCUUCUGGCCGUGCUGGUGGGGGGCGUCGCCUCCCGUUAA
Odobenus rosmarus divergens (Pacific walrus) is the source of this 2736-nucleotide messenger RNA. RefSeq names its product matrix metallopeptidase 25 (gene MMP25). Gene Ontology annotation, biological process: collagen catabolic process; proteolysis; extracellular matrix organization. Bases 1 to 2736 code for a protein of 911 amino acids. Gene Ontology annotation, cellular component: extracellular matrix. Gene Ontology annotation, molecular function: zinc ion binding; metalloendopeptidase activity. The transcript has 11 exons. The record is from RefSeq and is a predicted model, not a curated record. NCBI's taxonomy places the organism in Eukaryota, Metazoa, Chordata, Mammalia, Carnivora, Odobenidae.